Messenger RNA from Centropristis striata (black sea bass), 1627 nucleotides. Its product is annotated as calcipressin-1-like. Bases 515 to 1120 code for a protein of 201 amino acids. NCBI's taxonomy places the organism in Eukaryota, Metazoa, Chordata, Actinopteri, Perciformes, Serranidae. Gene Ontology annotation, biological process: calcium-mediated signaling. Gene Ontology annotation, cellular component: nucleus; cytoplasm. The transcript has 4 exons. The record is from RefSeq and is a predicted model, not a curated record. Gene Ontology annotation, molecular function: calcium-dependent protein serine/threonine phosphatase regulator activity; nucleic acid binding.
GCUUAGAAGAGGCCGGAUGACAUUUCCAGUUCUCCACACCCAAAUCUGUGGAAAAUUCCUUCAGUUUGCUGCAGAACUAAGGCAGGCUGAGGACGUGUGAAUAUUCACCGGACUGAGAAGAAAAAGCUUAAUGUUGGAUUGCAGCUGUAGCUGUGGCCAGAGAUCCAGACUAGCUAACCUUUGAAUGUGGGUUAGGAGGCUACGUUGUGACUUGAAUGCAUUGUGAUGCGUCUAUGACGUCGUGGUCUGAUACAGCGUGAAGACGGAAGAAACAAACCGAUUCACCGUGACAGAUAAGAUCCACAUGUAAGAAGCCAGAGCAUCUAUUGCACCCUUCUUCUCCGUCACCCUGGGGAAGGCAACGAUCCUCCGAUCUCCCCGAUUUCCCCCUUCCUCGUCAUCAUCAUCACCAUCGUCCCCACCAUCACCACCAUUGAAGACCAGUUCGGCGUCCAAUCGCAGCCUGACCUCAGGUAUCAAGUGGAAAAGGUUCAGAUUCUACGGAUCGCCCAUCAUGCACAUCAAGACUACAAAGUGUAACCGCUUCUGCCUGGUCGGCUCAGUGACCAAUCAGGAAGUGUUCAACCGUCCUGACGCCCAGGCUACUUUCGAGGCCUUGUUCCGCUCCUUCGACCCAGAGGUGCAGUUCCAGUACUUCAAGUCUUUCCGGCGGGUGAGGAUCAGUUUCAGUGAUGCUCUGGCUGCAGCCGAGGCCAGGCUCCGCCUCCACAAGACAGACUUCAACGGCAAGGAGAUGAGACUCUACUUUGCCCAGUCGGUCCACAUCGGCAGUCCUCGUCUGGAGCCCCCCAAGCCAGACAAACAGUUCCUGAUCUCGCCCCCCGCCUCCCCUCCAGUCGGCUGGGAACAGUCUCAGGACGCCACACCAGUCAUCAACUACGACCUGCUGUGUGCCAUUUCAAAGCUAGGACCAGGGGACAAGUAUGAGCUACACACUGCCACCCCCACCACCCCCAGCGUUGUCGUCCACGUCUGCGAGGAUGAGCGCGGCGACAGCUCCGCCCCCGACGACAGCGACCAAGACGACAAGCCCCGCCCCCUGCGGCCGAAAAUCAUCCAGACACGACGCCCCGACUUCGCGCCCGGAGUGGAGCAGUGAGAGACGACGUGUGCGAAGGCUGUAACAUUUCAUCCCGCAGUGAUUGGUCCAGAGCGGAAGACUCUCUCAGAGCAAUGAAGAAGGUUUGGAGACUUUGGGAAGACACCCGAGGGUGCCGUCAUGUCCUGUAGACGGAGACAGAAAAGUUAGUGUCUCAUGCUGCAUUCAUGUCCUGUGGGAAAGGCAGGCGAUAGGAACUUUCCUAGUGGAAAACAUUGUUCCGUUUAGCCAUCAGAUGACAUGCACUGCUUCUGAAUUUCAGGAUUGGAGACUGAACUGAAGGAAAUAUUUGUUCUGAAAUAAUAUAUACUCAUGUUUUGAUCAAAGAGCUUAGCUACAAUGGUGGGAGACAUUGCUUGAUUUUUUUUUUUUGUUUGUUGUGAUAUUUAGCAAAAAAGCUGAAAUGUACCAUGACUGAGUUUGUGUGUUUGUGAGAUAAAGCUGGUCAGGUGCAAAUAAAGUCUGUGUCAAAGUGAUUGUGAGGAAAGUGAUCACAAUUUUAAGGUA